This is a messenger RNA of Mesocestoides corti, 495 nucleotides long. NCBI's taxonomy places the organism in Eukaryota, Metazoa, Platyhelminthes, Cestoda, Cyclophyllidea, Mesocestoididae. The record is from the annotation of a GenBank genome assembly.
AUGCACCACCUUGCCGGAAGUAACAAGGUCGAUGACUCUGUUCUGCGCCAGUUAUGGGCUAAAUGUCUUCGAAUGAGCACCAAUGGUAUAAUUUCAAUCCAGACUUCUGACACACUGCUGGAGAAACUCGCUGAGAUAGCCGAUAAAGUCCACGAGUGUUAUUCUGAGGGACCGGGUCAUGAGACUGUCUCCUCUGGCACCACAGCUAACACUUACAAUUUGGGCAUCAAUAAAUUGGAUGAACGACUGGACAAACUGUCAUUAAAAUUCAAUGAACUUGCUAGAACCAAUCUGGAGAACGAGUUGGCCUACGUUGGAACCAUCGGUGGUACGGUGACAAGACACAAGCCUGUAAAUACCCAUGUAGUCAUCCAAGGCCUUCAAGCCGACCAAUUUACCUUCGGGAAACAAGAAGGCCCGCCAAUAAUGGCAACGACCGGUUUAAACACUCAAUCUAGUCGCCAAUUUUACGUCCCGAUUAACACAGCGGUUUAA